AUAAUUGUUAGGCUAUAUUAUUUAGGACUAAAUGAAGUAAGUCUUUCGUAAUUUUAUGAUGAUAUCUUUUGGAUAUGAUUGCUAAAUUUUAUAUGUUUUCUUAACCACAUAUAAGAGAUUUUAUGAUAGAAUAUGAUAAUGUAUAAUUUACAUUUAGCGACACGCGUCAAUAAUUGUUAGGCUAUAUUGUUUAGGACUAAAUGAAGUAAGUCUUUCGUAAUUUCAUGAUGAUAUCUUUUGGAUAUGAUUACUAAAUUUAAUAUGUUUUCUUAACCACAUAUCAGAGAUUUUAUGAUGGAAUAUGAUAAUGUAUAGUUUUACUAUUAUCGACACGCAUCAAUAUUCGCUAGGUUAUAUUACUUAGGACUAAAUGAGGUAAUUUGUUUUCAUGAUCUCUUAUGAUUUCUUUUGGAUAUGAUUCGCAAAUUUUAUAUGUUUUCUUAACCACAUAUCAGAGAUUUUAUGAUAGAAUAUGAUAUGUAUAAUUUUACAUUUAGCGACACGCGUCAAUAAUUGUUAGGCUAUAUUGUUUAGGACUAAAUGAAGUAAAUCUUUCGUAAUUUCAUGAUGUUAUCUUUUGGAUAUGAUUACUAAAUUUUAUCUGUUUUCUUAACCACAUAUCAGAGAUUUAUGAUAGAAUUUGAUAACUUUUAAUUUUACAUUUAUCGACAAAUAUAAAAAAUUAACUUAUUCAAGAUUCUUCUAUAUAAUGAGCUUGGGUUGAUACACUACUCAUCAAGAGAGCAUUUUCUAAGUCUACAAUCAUCUUUGCCUUUAAACCUCUGAGUUGCUUCCCCUUCGAUUAGCUAGCUGCUAUGGAAACCGAUGGUCAAUCACUUUACGCUGUUCUCACAACAAAUGAAGUUGGUGAGAAGAUGACGAGGGAAAUCAACCAGAUCUCGGAAGUCUUCUUGCUGUCCAAAUCUGAUGCAACCUUAAUCCUAAUCUCUCUCCGUUGGAACUCGUUCAAGGCUUCAGACCGUUUGGGCGACGACAAGGAGAAACUCCUCUCGGACUUAGGUUUGGUUAAAGUUUUCAGUUCGUGUCAAGAAAACGAUUCUGUGUCUUCUUUCGCAGGUCAAGAAAAUCUGGUCUCCACACCCUUUUGUUCACACAAGUUUUCUGAAACUUGUUGGAGAAGUCAUCUCAACAACCUUCUGACGGAGGAGGAAGAGAGAGUCGUCCUUUGCCCUAACCCAGACUGUGUUGCUCCAGUUGGACCCGAUACGAUUGAGAAACUCACAGAACCAGCUGUGAAGAUGAUGUACAAUAGAUACGUUCUGGGAUCUUUCGUGGAGGCCAACAAGGAAUCGAUCAAGUGGUGUCCUGCGCCAGGUUGCGAAUACGCCAUCGAGCUUCAUGAGGAUCUGUUGGAAGAUGAUGAUCUUGACUUUGGUGUGGUGUGUUUGUGUGGUCACACAUUCUGUUGGAGUUGCACGCUCGAGUCACAUCGACCCGUGACCUGCAACGAUGCUUCUGUUUGGUUUAGCUCCACCUUGGAUACGUUAAAGAGCAAUGCUUGGCUCCUUGAAAACACCAAACGUUGUCCUAACUGCAACUGUCACGUGCAGAGGACCGAUGACCCUGUUUUGAGAAUGAUAACUUGUAUCUGCAGUUGUAGCUUCUGUUGGCGCUGCUUACUGUCAGAGGAAGAGCACAACGGAAACUGGAACUGUGUUGAACUCUUGUUUCAACUAUCAAUGAAACAAGUGGAUGAUUCUAGUUACCUGCGUCUGUGGGAGACAUGUCUUGAAGAGUAUGAGAAUUCCAAGUCGGAUCUCAAAGCCAUAGAGGAGAACGGCGUUCCAAGACUGACGGAUAACAGCAGUUUUAACGAGCAAGACGUUGAUGCUGUAAAGGAAGCAACUCUGCUUAUGGUCCAGUGUAGGCUUGUAUUGAAAUGGAGCUGUGCUUAUGAAUAUUUCAUAGCCAUGUACCAAAGCCCCAAGACGCAGUAUGUGAAGCACCUUCGAGGAGAAGCUCGAAAGACACUUCUUAGGCACAAAGCGACUCAAGAAGAGUUGAUGAAUAAAGCUCUCACAUCUGGUGAUUUCAGUUCCUUCAAGGUCGAGUUGUCUUACAGUUCAACAAUCACUGGUAACUACUUCCAUGAAUACGUCAAGACUCUUGAAAGUGGUUUUCCUGAAAUUCAGGUUGACACUUAGUUCCAUAUGUAAUUUAUAAGAUUUUCUCUGGAUCAUUUGAAUGUGAUUGUACUUUGAAGACUUUUGAAUAAUUAAGUACCUGUUCGUUUUUGUAUUCACCCUGCAUAUUCAGAUGUUGUUCGUUUGGACACAAUUGCAUCAGCAUGUAGAUGUAGCAUCUAUAAUAUCUAGAAUACCUAGAUAUUUCAGAUACUAAAAAAUAUAGAGUUUGGAUGCUACAUUUGCAUCUCAAAAUCCAAAGACUUAAAUACCUUUAAUAUUAAAAUAAAAAAUUAAUUAAAUUAGUUAUUAUAACGAUUAUAUAAUACUUUUAAUCGGAAAAUCACAUUUUUCACUAAAAACAAAAAAUCUCAUUUCCCCCAAAACCGAAAAUCGUGUUUUUUCGCUUAAAUUAUAAUUGUAUUUUUUUUCUUCAAAACCGGAAAAUCACGUUUAACUUGCUAAAACAG
Molecule: messenger RNA, 2614 nt
Organism: Brassica napus (rape)
Lineage: Eukaryota; Viridiplantae; Streptophyta; Magnoliopsida; Brassicales; Brassicaceae
Product: probable E3 ubiquitin-protein ligase ARI16
Exons: 3
Coding region: 816-2165 (449 amino acids)
Biological process (GO): positive regulation of proteasomal ubiquitin-dependent protein catabolic process; ubiquitin-dependent protein catabolic process; protein polyubiquitination
Cellular component (GO): ubiquitin ligase complex; cytoplasm
Molecular function (GO): zinc ion binding; ubiquitin conjugating enzyme binding; ubiquitin protein ligase activity
Source: RefSeq, a predicted model, not a curated record